Messenger RNA from Impatiens glandulifera, 630 nucleotides. RefSeq lists its product as uncharacterized. The coding region runs from base 1 to 630 and encodes 209 amino acids. The record is from RefSeq and is a predicted model, not a curated record. Lineage: Eukaryota; Viridiplantae; Streptophyta; Magnoliopsida; Ericales; Balsaminaceae. The transcript is spliced from 2 exons.
AUGGGAAAGACAUGUUGUUCCUCGGAUUCAGAUGAUUUCGAUCUAAUGAGUUUCUUCAUGAUAGUGGUUUUGGUUCUCGUGAUGAUGCUAAUUUGUGUUCCACAACCAAGAUCAAGGCGGUUUGUGGUAUAUCGAUUGUCUUCUCCAUCGAUCAAAUCAGGUGGAAAUGUCAAUUGGCCGCAGUUCAACAAGUCAAGAGCUAGCGGCGAUUGGAAUGACCUUCUUAGGACUAUUCCAGAAGGUGCGAGAGUUCUUGACGCACUUUCAUCCUAUCAUAUGAAUAACCAUGAGGAUACUCGUGUUUGGAGUGUUGAGAACAAUGAUAAGUUCGACUCAGGGGCAUCUUGGGAUUGUGUUCGUGAUCAUGGGAACAUUGUUCCAUGGUCCCAUUUAAUGUGGUCUACCAAAGUGAUCCCCAAACACCAAUUCAUUUUAUGGCUCUCCUUUCGCGAGAGACUCAAUACUCGUGAUCGGAUCAAAAAGUACAUGAGCAUCUCGGAUCCUAAUUGCCUCCUUUACUUGGGACAUGAGGAGACCAUUGAACACCUCAUUUGGAACUGCCCUUUCGCCUCCUUGCUUUGGCGCAGAUUCUUCGCAUCAAUGAGCCUCCUCAACUUCCCAAACGAAUGA